CGUCUUAAUAAUAUUUUAAUUUCACUUUCGCUAAAUCUUUCAAUGAAGACAUGGCAUGAAAUGUGUGAAGCAUAUCCAAAUCAAUUGAUACUUGAAUCAAAUCCAACCAAGGCAGUGUCAUACUUACUUUGCAUCCAUAAGAUUUAUGAAGCUAUAGAUGUUUUUCAAAAUGUACGAAUGUUCAAAGAAGCCUAUUGUCUUGCUAAAUCUAAAUUAGAUUCUAAUGACAUAAUGAUAAAAACAAUAUUACAAAAUUGGGCAAAUUAUGAAUUUGAAAAAGGUCAUUUUGAAGCUGCAGCUCAUUGUUAUGUAAAAUUAGGAGCUUAUUCAGAAGCAGCCUCUUUAUUAGCACGUAGAAAAGAUGUAGAAAGUUUGACAAUAGCUGCUAAGCUAGCGUUGCUAUCUAAUGAGAGUGUUUUAAGCAAAUCAUUAGUAGAACAGGCCAUAAUGGAAGCUUUAAAAAAUUCAGAUACAUCUCUCGCAGAAAAUAUAAUUUUGAAGUUUCCACAUAUUAAGUAUUUAGAAGUCCAAGUAAAAGUGUUUAAGGAAUUAAAAAAGAUAUUAGAAAAAAGAAUAGAAGAAGGUACAAUUUAUACUUGGUUAAAGGGUGAACUUGAGGAUGGUAUAUUGCAGAUUUUUGAAGAUCAUCGUGAAGAAUAUAAAGCUUAUUACGAUGAUCUGUCUCAAUAUAGCUUCAGUAAUCUUAUUGAUAAUCAAGCAACAUUGUGGAUAAACGUUAGUGGCCAAUUAGCAAUGGCAAUGAUUUGUGAUUCAAUGGAAAAACAAUUAACUCAUUUGAUUAAUGCAUUAAGUAUUAUUUCUCAAUUUGAAAUACUACAUCGUAAAUAUAUAGUAAAUCAUGGAAGUUCUUUUAUUAAAGUACUUACUAAUUUAGAUAACAAAAGUCCUACAGAAGAGAAGAGUAUUUAUGCACGAAAAUGUUCUCUAUCUAAAAGUUUACGCGCUUAUUUGUGCAUUGGACUUUUGAAUUGGAUUUUAGAUGAUACUAAUAACCUAUCUAUAAAUGAUCAAAGUAUUCAAAUAAUACAAUUAAUAGAAGAACUACUUGAAGACAUUCUUGAAAGAGAAACAGUCAGAUAUUGGUCAUUAACUAACGAAAUCACGAAAUUAGAGGCUCAAAUAGUUUCCAAUUUAGGUAAAACACAGAAGGUAGAUGAAAAUAUAUAUAGUGAAGAUGAUGAUAUGCUCUUAUUAAAAAAGCUCGAUGACAUUAAAAAUGAAAAGAAACGAUUUAUUAACGAACGCAUAUGUGCACCAUGUCCUAUUUUGGCAUACAGUAAAGCCAAUGAAUUAAUAGAUAAGUUUUCUAGCGAAAACGUUAUAAUUAAAUUUUCAGCAAAACUUAAUGAAAUAUGGACAGAAGCUAUUAAGUAAUUAAUUAAAC
Vespula pensylvanica (western yellowjacket) is the source of this 1405-nucleotide messenger RNA. RefSeq names its product gem-associated protein 5-like. The record is from RefSeq and is a predicted model, not a curated record. The transcript is spliced from 7 exons. Bases 43 to 1395 code for a protein of 450 amino acids. NCBI's taxonomy places the organism in Eukaryota, Metazoa, Arthropoda, Insecta, Hymenoptera, Vespidae.